Rhinichthys klamathensis goyatoka is the source of this 3374-nucleotide messenger RNA. It is a transcript of the gene morc3a, whose product is annotated as MORC family CW-type zinc finger 3a. The coding region runs from base 39 to 3242 and encodes 1067 amino acids. Gene Ontology annotation, molecular function: ATP hydrolysis activity; zinc ion binding. Gene Ontology annotation, cellular component: nucleus; PML body. The transcript is spliced from 19 exons. Lineage: Eukaryota; Metazoa; Chordata; Actinopteri; Cypriniformes; Leuciscidae. The record is from RefSeq and is a predicted model, not a curated record.
UCUGGACGUUUUGUAUCAUCGCGGGUUUGUGCCUAUCAAUGAUGGCGGUGCAAACGGAGAGAGGAAUCCCGCUCAGUGCGCUUAAUCCAAAGUUCCUUCACACCAACUCCACCAGCCACACCUGGCCCUUCAGUGCCGUUGCAGAGCUGAUAGACAAUGCUUACGACCCAGAUGUGAGAGCCAAACAGUUUUGGAUUGAUAAGGCGGUCAUGAGUGGUCAUGACUGUCUAAUUUUCAUGGAUAAUGGAGCAGGAAUGGAUUACGAUAAGAUGCACAAAAUGCUCAGUUUUGGCUUCAGUGACAAGGAGACUAUAAAUGGCCAUGUCCCUGUGGGCCUCUACGGCAAUGGAUUUAAGUCUGGUUCCAUGCGCUUGGGAAAGGACGCCAUUGUGUUUUCCAAGAACGGAGAGUCCAUGUGUGUGGGCCUGCUGUCCCAGACAUACCUUCAGGAGAUACAUGCAGAGAAUGUCAUUGUACCCAUUGUCUCCUUCAAACGCAUUGGACAGUCAUUCCGACCUGAGUCACAACACACAGCAAGUCUCCAAGAUAUCCUGCGCUUCUCUCUGUUCAAGACAGAGGAAGAACUGCUCUGUGAACUCAAUGCCAUCAAUUCACACUAUGCCACCGACUCCACAGGAACACGAAUCAUCAUCUGGAAUCUCCGCAAAACAUCCACAGACAAAUCUGAGUUUGACUUUGAAACAGACCGCUACAACAUCCUGAUUCCAUCUGAAGUAUAUGAGAGUGAAAAGGAGAAAUACAAGCAACCCUGCCGCGUAUUACAGUCAAGCCCAGACAGCGACUUCUCCCUACGGGCGUACUGUAGCAUCCUGUACCUGAAGCCCAAAAUGCAGAUUAUCAUUCGUGGACAGAAAGUGAAAACCCAGCUGAUCUCUAAAAGCCUGGCGCACAUUGUCAAGGAUAAAUACAAACCCACUUUUCUAAAUAAAGAAAGCAUCCCAAUCAUAUUUGGAUACAACACCAAGAGCAAAGAACAUUACGGAGUCAUGAUGUACCAUAAAAACCGGCUCAUCAAAUCCUAUGAACGUGUUGGAUGCCAAAACAGGGCAAAUGGAAAAGGAGUGGGAGUCAUUGCAGUGAUUGAGUGCAACUUCCUCCAGCCAACACACAACAAGCAGGACUUUGACUACACAGAAGAGUACAGGAGAACAAUGAACAUUUUGGGUGUGAAACUGGAAGAGUACUGGAAAGCAAUCCGCCAUAAGAGGGGAUUGAACAGCACAGUCCUUAUGGAGGAUAUCCCGAAACGUCCUGAUCAGAACUGGGCUCAGUGUGAUGAGUGCCAGAAGUGGAGGAAACUUCCCGAUGGCAUCGACACGAAUAAGCUGCCUGAAAAUUGGUUCUGUCGAUUGAAUCCAGACCCCCAGUUCAGGCGAUGUGAAGAACCAGAAGAAGCUGAAGAUUCUGAAGAUGAAAGUUCAGACUGCCUGAAAAUAUACAAACAGCAUGAGAGAAACCUCAAAAAACAGCAGGAACAGAAAAGAAUUCAGGAGGAAGCCAGGUUGAGAAAUGAUGUGCUGACUCAACAGAAUAAGGACCUGAAAAGGAAACGUGAGGACUUUGUGCGUCAACUCCGGCAAAAUGCCCCUUCCUCACCCAGAUCACCUACAGUGUCUUUGACAGCACAGAGCCCUUUAAAUUCAACACCCCUCUCACAAUCUGGCCCGGACAACAUGCCAGUGAUUUCAAAUGUCAUUUCCCUCUUCACUCCUAAAAGGACGAAAAGCAGUCUAGGACUGACCCAUAGCCAAGCUGCAAAAAGAAAAAGAAUAUUUCAGGAUAACUGUAGCAACACACCAGAUAGUCCAUCAACAUCCGCAGCUACAUCUGAUUUCAUAUCCUCACCUUUGGGGAUCACAGACAAUAAUGACAAAAAAGUUAAUGAAAACGAUGACGAUGAAACAAGCAGUGGUGGUGAUGAUGACAUUGCAAUUGAUGAGACCAAAAGCACGCCAAGACCAGAACCUUUGACCUUUGACCUCUCUAAGGUAAAGACAGAAAAAAGUACCAGCAAGGAUGCAGUGGGAUUAUAUAUGGAGUGCAGUGAUCAGGCUUCAACUUCAAAUGACCAAACCAGCAUAACAACUCAAACCGAAAGUUUCAUUGUAAAGGCGGAGGAAGACCAGCAGAUCAACAGGGAGGAGAUUGAGAAUGAUGCUAAAGGAAGGGAACAGAGUAACACUGCAGAAAUAAUCCAAGACCCCGUGGAGGUUGAGAGAUGUUGUAGUGCAGACGGUUCCAGACCAAAACUUGCGAAAUUAGAGGACACAAUUAAGGAGAAUAGAAUCAGUUUUGAACAUCCCAAGUCAGAUGUAGAAAACCAUGAAGGUACGACAUCAACAACUUCUAAAUCCUCACUUUUCUCUAACAUAGAAAUAGACCUUAUGCCAACCCAUGAAGCACAGAAGCAACAGGAUAACCUGCUAAAACUCCUGGAGGACACAGCCCAGGAAAGAGAUGAAUUAAGAGAGCAGGUUCGGGAGAAAGAUAUCAAACUUCUGAAACUCACUGUGAACAAGGACUACAGCCAUCAGAGCAUCCAGACAGAUCCAUCAGAGGAACAGCACUAUAAGACUCGCUUCUUACAGGCCACCCAGCGCAUCAAAGAGCUUACAGAAGAGAGGGAUGAGAUAAAAAAGAAAGAGGAGGUGUUGUUGCAAAUCAAAGCUGAGAAAGAGGCACAGGAUGAGGUGCGUCGUUGCCAGUUGAAACCUGAGGGGGAGGGACACUCAUCAACAACAACUGAUGUUUUCGAAAAUGUAGAUGAUGAAAUGGCUGUUCAAGUAGACUGUCUUAUAAGGGAGCUGGACAAGCGCAACUCAGAAUGCAAUGAACUGAGAAGUAAAUUGGACAGCUUGGAGCAGGAGAAAACUCGUUUACAGAAGGAAGUAGAAGAGCUGAGGAAAUACAGAGAGGAGUGGAGUAAUGCAAAAGUAGAGAAAGAGACUCUGAAGAACAGUACCACCAGUUCAAAUCAAACAUGCAGCACAAGCACAGCUGCAAACCUUGUGAAUGCGAUCACAAAGGAAGAAGAGAGCAAUGAAAGACCUGUGGAGGGAAUGAAUGCGGUGACACUGGCCAAGUUGAGGGAGCUGAGGUGCAGUGUCGCCCGUUUAUUGGUCACUUUUGUUCCUGCACUGGACCUUGACCAAGUGAACUAUGACUGUGAGGUCAUAGAUGAGAUUUUAAAUCAGGUCAUACAGGAGAUUCCCCCCUCUUGAGACCACUUUUACGUUAAAGCCAGUUGCCAAAAUGUUCAGCAUAGGUUAAUGUUUUGUAUAUAGAGGCAAAUUGUUCAAAUUCUAUUGGACUCUGAAAAUAUUAAACUUAAUAUUAAAAUGUUAACUUAAGUA